UGCCACAGAGGCAUUGCAGACAGCGCGUUGGGGAGGUGUAGUGGAAGAAAGGCAAGAGAAACGGAGUAAAUGAGAGCACUUUUGUCCAGAUUGUUGAAGGACUUAUCAACUACAUAAACCGCCGAAACAGCUUACUAUAAUGAAACGGACACAUUGUUGAAUUCCUGUCCAGGUAAAUGCCCGCGUUUCCUUCGCAUGGUUAACUACAAGAGGUCGACAGCUAGACAGGGUAACCACCACUGAGAAGGGAGCUCCAAACCCCAGGCCUCAGACUCCAGGCUCCCGCACAGGGCUGAGUGAAGGACACUUGGGAAACGAAGCUGUGUCUCUCCCUGUAGGAAUCCUGGAUCCCCCACCCUGCUCACCAACAUGACUGAUGUGGUGAUCGUCAAGGAGGGAUGGCUGCAUAAAAGAGGAGAAUACAUCAAGACCUGGAGGCCAAGGUACUUUCUCCUCAAGAGUGAUGGUACAUUCAUUGGCUACAAGGAACGGCCACAAGAUGUGGACCAGCUGGAAACCCCCUUAAAUAACUUCUCCGUAGCACAGUGCCAGCUGAUGAAGACGGAACGGCCCAAGCCCAACACAUUUAUCAUCCGCUGCCUGCAGUGGACCACUGUCAUCGAGCGCACCUUCCAUGUGGAGACCCCCGAGGAGAGGGAAGAAUGGACUAAAGCCAUCCAGGCAGUGGCUGUUGGCCUGCAGAAACAAGAGGAGGAGAUGAUGGACUCCUCUCCAGACCCCAUGGACAUGGAGGUCUAUCUGACCAAACCCCGACAAAAAGUGACUAUGCACGACUUUGAAUACCUCAAACUCCUGGGAAAAGGCACUUUUGGCAAAGUUAUCCUGGUAAAAGAGAAGGCCACAGGACGCUACUACGCCAUGAAGAUCCUGAAGAAGGAGGUGAUCGUAGCGAAAGAUGAAGUGGCGCACACUCUCACAGAGAACAGAGUCCUCCAGAAUUCCAAGCAUCCGUUCUUGACAGGCCUGAAAUACUCUUUCCAGACUCAUGACCGCUUGUGCUUUGUCAUGGAGUACGCAAACGGUGGUGAGCUUUUCUUCCAUCUGUCAAGGGACCGCGUAUUCUCAGAGGAGCGGGCACGGUUCUACGGGGCCGAGAUAGUGUCAGCGCUGGACUACCUGCAUGCUGAGAGGAACGUGGUCUAUCGGGAUCUAAAGCUGGAAAACCUCAUGCUGGACAAAGAUGGACACAUAAAGAUUACAGAUUUUGGUCUGUGUAAGGAGGGGAUCAAAGAUGGGGCCACCAUGAAGACCUUCUGCGGGACACCAGAGUACCUGGCACCGGAGGUGCUAGAAGACAACGACUAUGGCCGAGCCGUGGACUGGUGGGGCCUCGGAGUGGUGAUGUACGAGAUGAUGUGUGGCCGACUGCCCUUCUACAACCAGGACCACGAGAAGCUGUUUGAGCUCAUCCUCAUGGAAGAUAUCCGCUUCCCGCGGACACUAGGACCUGAGGGACGCUCCCUGCUCUCUGGCCUGCUCAAGAAGGACCCCAAGCAGAGGUUAGGUGGAGGGCCUGACGAUGCCAAGGAAAUCAUGCAGCACAAGUUCUUUGCAGGGAUUGAAUGGCAAGACGUUUAUGAGAAGAAGCUGGUCCCGCCUUUCAAGCCCCAGGUUACCUCCGAGACGGACACACGGUAUUUUGAUGAGGAGUUCACAGCACAGACCAUCACUAUUACGCCACCCGGACAAGAUGACAGUAUGGAGUCCUUCGACAGUGAGAGGAGACCGCACUUUCCUCAGUUCUCCUACUCUGCCAGCGGGACAGCCUGAACAACUCGCUAUACAUUCCUCUGGUCCCAUCAUCUCCCCUCACCCCACCCGACUGCACACUCAAAAGACUGGGGCCAAAGCCCCGUCCUCCCAGCAUUUACUACAAAUGCCGUUGGUGGAUGUAACAUCACAAUCUGCAAGUUAUGUUUUACAGGAAGGAGGAAAUACCAGAUGAAAACAAAGAAAACUGUGGUUGCUCUAUGAGGCCUUUGAAGACUGUCCACGGCAAGAGUUAACACUACCCUGCUUUUCCUGGUUGUUAUGUUGUAUACUGAGCAGGCAGCCACACCCCAUAAUGAAUAGGGAAAAGUUAUAAUAUGCACAAAUCAGGCCACUGCUAUGAAUUUUGAAAAGGGCCAUUUUGUAUAGAAAAUAUCCAGAUGAAUUUAAAUUGUCCAUUUAAAAUGGAAAAUAGGCAUACUGUGGACCAACAGCACGAUGUGAGCAAAGACUAUUUUGUUUGUUGAGAGAGUGAGAGCUCUAUGUUUUCCUCACUUAGACUUCCCAAACCAUUAAGACCAAGUCUUCAAAGCAUUUUUGGCUUCAAAAGUGAAUGUACCGUAUUAAAUAAAGUCAAUCUUUUUGCAUACUUGCAUGUUGUAACACAUGGUUUAUUCUCCUAAAACUGAAAUUUCACCUUGUAGAGAUGAUUUUUUUCUUUUUAUUACUAUUCUAUCACCCCCCAAUGCAAAAGAGACACCAAUAGGUCUCAGUUAUAUUACAGUGCUCUACCACGAUGAGUCCGAUAAAUCAAUUGUGCAAUAGGGUCUGGCGUGAGGAAUGGCAGACAUGCAAAGAAUGCAAAGGCAGAGUAAUCAUUAAGGUGUGCGAAAGCUGGUGUGCAAUGGAUUUCGGCUGUAACUGUUUGCACACCGCAGACCCCUCCCGUUGCCUGUUCAACAUAAUAAAUAGCACCUCCAGCACCCCUGAAGUAUGUGUGUGGUUCCUGAUGCCUUCCUGUCUGAACGCUGUGCUGCAAACACUUCCUGGUUUUCCUCUGAACGGGCGGCUCAGGUACCCCAGUCCUCGCUGCCCAAUCAGAAACUCCUCUCUCUCCUCUGGGUUUUUCCUCCAAGUACAGUAUUGGGUGUUUCCCCACCCAGUGCACUCACUGCAGCCUCAAUGAGGUCACCUUAACAUAAUUCACCUCUUUACGAAUACUCUGCAAACAAACUGGGCUUCAGGGGAAAAUACACAGAGUCAUCUUUGAUGUGCUACGAUGGGACCUCUGUCCCUUCACGAGCUUCUGAGUUGUUAUUUAUACGAGACCAGCAUUGACUAAAAUGAGUUUGACUGUGCCAAUGAUAUGCACUUUGCAGCCCCAAAAUGAUUGUAUUUGGACUUUUAUUUGUACUUUAUGGUUUGGUAAAGACGAAAUUAGCUUAUUUUUAAUGUAAAUUGAAUUGUUGUGGAUAUAAAUAAAGCAAGAAUGACUUGUUUUGAAUCAUUAUACCCCUUUUACAGAAGGCUGAAGCUCAAUUGAGAAUCUUGGAAACUGAAAAAAUCUUAUUUUCCAAGUGUGCUAUGAUCGUUCAAGGUUUUCAGAACUUCAGUAUUUUUUUUUAUGAUGACUGAUAAUCAUUAUUCAAAAAGUGCAUCAUACGUUAUUGAAUGUAAUGGUUUUUAUUAUAUUGUUUUCAUCACUUCAAUCGUUUGCAAACCUGUUUGUUCAUUUUUUGAAUCUGAUUGUUACUUAUUCCUAUGCACACUCACCCUUUGCUGUCACCCUUUGAAAAUAGGGAAAUUCAUUUUAUACUUCUUAUUUUUUAUUUCAACUUUUUUGUAUCUGCCCUCCCAUAUUCCUGAGACUGAGGACACCAGCUUUAGUAAACAAAUAAUAUAAACUUUGUACACUGUUUUUACUGUUUCUGUUUUCUUUCAAAUUGAUGAAAUAAAAGGUCUUAAUGA
Molecule: messenger RNA, 3699 nt
Organism: Myripristis murdjan (pinecone soldierfish)
Lineage: Eukaryota; Metazoa; Chordata; Actinopteri; Holocentriformes; Holocentridae
Gene: akt1
Product: v-akt murine thymoma viral oncogene homolog 1
Exons: 14
Coding region: 370-1791 (473 amino acids)
Biological process (GO): protein phosphorylation
Molecular function (GO): protein serine/threonine kinase activity; ATP binding
Source: RefSeq, a predicted model, not a curated record